Chanos chanos (milkfish) is the source of this 2287-nucleotide messenger RNA. RefSeq names its product RAP1 GTPase activating protein 2a (gene rap1gap2a). The coding region runs from base 124 to 2133 and encodes 669 amino acids. Gene Ontology annotation, biological process: regulation of small GTPase mediated signal transduction. The transcript is spliced from 22 exons. NCBI's taxonomy places the organism in Eukaryota, Metazoa, Chordata, Actinopteri, Gonorynchiformes, Chanidae. The record is from RefSeq and is a predicted model, not a curated record. Gene Ontology annotation, cellular component: plasma membrane; cytoplasm. Gene Ontology annotation, molecular function: GTPase activator activity.
UAGGCAGUCACCUUCUCUGUACACUUUGGUAUGCUAUAAAUCUGUGGACAGAGGGGAAAAUAGAUUGAAUGGCUAUUUUAAACAAACUUAGACAUUUUUGGUUCUCUGUUGUUGAGGAGCGAAAUGUCUGCUGAGUUUUUUGACAUGCUGGAGAGGAUGCAGGACGAUUACAUCCCUUACCCCAGGAUUGAGGAUGUGCUGGAGAAAGGGGGUCCAUAUCCGCAGGUGAUUCUGCCACAGUUCGGGGGUUAUUGGAUCGAGGAUGCCGAAGCCCCGGUGGGCACACCCACCUCUUCGGACAGCAGCUUCUGUGAGGAGGACGACGGAGAGGGCAUGAGUCCAGGAGGAGGAUUCGGCUAUCGUCUGGAGUGCAACAGCACGGCGCGGGCCUACCGCAAGCACUUCUUAGGCAGGGAGCACCUGAACUAUUAUUGUACGGGCAGCAGUCUGGGGAACCUGGUUAUGUCCCUGAAGCAUGAGGAGGCAGAGGGCCAGGAGUUUCUCCGCAUUAUGCUGAGGUCGAAGAUGAAGACACUCCAUGACAGGAUCUCACUGGCAGGACUUGGUCAGCUUCCCAGCGUUCCUCAAAUAGCCAAGGUGCUGUGUGAAGAUGCUACUGGUCUAAAGUUCAACCCAGUCCUGUACCCCAGGGGUUCGCAGCUGAUAGUCAGCUACGAUGAACAUGAGGUGAACAACACUUUCAAGUUCGGAGUCAUCUAUCAAAAGUUUGGCCAGACAUCAGAAGAAGAGCUGUUUGGGAACAACGAGGAGACACCAGCUUUCACAGAAUUCCUCAGUAUACUGGGAGAGAACAUUGACCUACAAGACUUCAAAGGGUUUCGAGGUGGGCUGGACGUCUCUCAUGGUCAGACUGGUUCCCAGUCUGUCUACACGGUUUUCCGUCAGAGAGAAAUCAUGUUUCACGUCUCCACUAAGCUACCUUUCACUGACGGAGACGUCCAGCAGCUACAGAGAAAAAGACAUAUUGGGAACGAUAUUGUGGCUGUAGUCUUCCAGGAAGAGCCCACGCCGUUUGUGCCAGACAUGAUUGCCUCCAACUUCCUCCAUGCUUACGUUCUGGUUCAGCCAGAAAACCCCUGUACUGAACACACAACAUACAAGGUGUCUGUCACUGCUCGAGAAGAUGUGCCACCCUUUGGCCCGCCUCUUCCAAAUCCUGCUGUGUUCAAGAAGGGGCCCGAGUUCCGGGACUACCUGCUGACAAAACUGAUCAAUGCAGAGAACGCUUGUUACAAGUCUGACAAAUUUGCCAAGCUUGAGGAGAGGACACGGGCAGCACUAUUAGAUAACCUUCAUGAUGAACUGCACAGACAGACGCAAGCCACUCUGGGACUAGGCUCCGUCACAGACGAGGACAAGCUGGAAAAUGGAGGCCAUGGGGGACUGCUGGAGUCCUUCAAGAGGGCUAUGAGAGUGCGGAGUCACUCCAUGGAGACCAUGGUGGGCUCUCAUCGGCACCGCAGCCCUGGUGUGGGAGGGGGCGUCCCAGCCAGUCUGAGCGGUGGCGGGCUACCGCAGAGCAGCGCAGAGUGCACGAAGAGCACCUUCACGCCUCCAGUACUGUCGGCUAAGUCUCCUUUAAAGAGCCCAGUGAAGAGGCGCUCAGGCCUGUUUCCCAGACUGCACUCCAGCACAGAGAGUCCGUCUGAACGACAGACCCGCAGUGACCAAAGGACCCCGGACGUGUGCCCUCACUCGCAGGAAGUAAAAUCAGAAACGUCGUCUAAUCCCAGUUCCCCUGAGAUAUGCCCAAACAAGGAGAAGCCUUUCAUGAAGCUAAAGGACGGCAGUAGCGGCAGCAGCAGUAGACCCAACAUCUCCCGCUCUUCCUCCAGUACUAGCAGUUUCAGUAGCACCGCUGGGGAAGGAGAGGCGCUCGAGGAGCUCGAUACAGGUGGUCACCCGAGCACAGCCUCCUCCUCUGCAUUCAGCCCUUCUCUCAGUGUGGACAGCCAGGGAUCUGGAACUCCUCUCAUUAUGAGUCGCAGUCCCACAGGUACCAGCAAAACUAAUCAUCUUCUCUCUCCAACAGACGUGAAAAGUAAAACGUCACCCAGGUCAAACUUGAAGUUCCGCUUUGACAAACUCAGUCACUCCACAACAGGUCACUAGGAUAGACAAAUGCUGCUGCUUGGAUAAAAGGCGGUGAAGAUGUAUAGAUCCCGAGACUUGCUCUGAGGAAGGAGAAGGGACCACUGGCUUUAAACAAUGCACUUGUCGUCAAAAAUACAUCUGCUGGGCAAAUUUCACAUUUUCAAGACUGAAC